This is a messenger RNA of Dendronephthya gigantea, 3753 nucleotides long. Its product is annotated as ATP-dependent DNA helicase Q5-like. The record is from RefSeq and is a predicted model, not a curated record. Gene Ontology annotation, biological process: double-strand break repair via homologous recombination. The transcript is spliced from 26 exons. Lineage: Eukaryota; Metazoa; Cnidaria; Anthozoa; Malacalcyonacea; Nephtheidae. Gene Ontology annotation, molecular function: four-way junction helicase activity; 3'-5' DNA helicase activity; nucleic acid binding. Bases 85 to 3495 code for a protein of 1136 amino acids. Gene Ontology annotation, cellular component: cytoplasm; chromosome.
CAGAAUAUAUUUCUUGUUUACUCACUUCGAGCAUGUUAAAAUGAAUGUCAAAUGGAUUUUCAUUCACUCUUCUAAUGAUAUUAGAUGAAUAAGAAAGGGGAAAUCUAUCGUUGUCUAGAGGAUGUAUUCAAUUAUAAGGAGUUUAAAUCUAAAGUUCAAAAAGAUGCCGUGAAUGCAGUUAUUAAUGGCAAACAAGAUGUUUUUGUAUGUAUGCCAACUGGUGCGGGGAAAUCUUUGGUAUACCAACUACCAGCGGUAGUUUCUUGUGGAGUUACAAUUGUUGUUUCACCAUUACUAGCCCUAAUAAAAGAUCAAGUAGAGUCUCUUAAAGCACUUGGGGUAUGUGUGGCAACCUAUAACUCCAAUAUACAACUGAAUGAACGUUUGGAAAUAAAGUGUAAUCUCCUUAAGGACACUCCAUCAAUAAAACUUCUUUAUGUGACUCCAGAACUUCUUGAAACUCAUGAAUUUAACAGAGUGUUGCAUCAAAUAAAUGAAAACGGCAAUUUAGCAUACUUUGCCAUAGAUGAGGCUCAUUGUGUCUCACAAUGGGGUCAUGAUUUUAGACCUGCUUAUGCUAAACUUGGCCUAGUGAGGGAAAAGUAUCCAGAGGUUGUAUGGAUAGCCUUGACGGCUACGGCAACGCCAAGGGUCCAGCAAGAUAUAUUGGAACUGUUACAUUUUAAGCAGCCAGUGGCUAAUUUUAGAAUAGGUGUUCACAGACAAAACUUAUUUUAUGAUGUUAGAUUUAAAGAACUUUUGGAUCAGCCUCUUGAGGAUUUGGUGGAUUAUAUUAAAUCAGUUUUGAAGAUGGAGGGACAUAAUAAACCAAGUGUCAUAAACGAUUGUGGUAUUAUUUACUGUCAUACAAAAGAGAAUUGUGAAAACAUGGCAAGCAAAUUAUCAGACAGUGGUAUAAAAACUAAAGCGUAUCAUGCAGGAUUGAACUCAGGGUUACGUCAAAGUAUCCAACAAGAAUGGAUGGAUGGAGUUAUAUCAGUCAUAGCAGCAACUGUUAGUUUUGGUAUGGGUGUAGAUAAAUCUUCCGUUAGGUUUGUUGUUCAUUGGAAAAUCCCGCAGUCGGUUGAAAGAUAUUAUCAAGAAAGUGGUCGCGCUGGACGUGAUGGAAAAAAGUCAUAUUGUCGACUGUAUUAUUCAAGAUAUGAAAGGGAGCAGAUACUCUUCCUGUUGAAAAAAGAUCUUAAGAAAGAAAAACGUGGAAAUAAGUCGCUGAAGGAAAAAAAUUCAAUACAAAGUUUUAAAGCUUUGGUUGAAUAUUGCGAAGAAGCGCGAUGUCGACAUGCGUUCAUUUCUAAAUACUUUGGAGAUAAAAAACCUGAGUGUAACCAAGGAUGUGAUUUCUGUCGUAAACCCAAAGAUGUGGAACUUAUGAUUGAACAAUUGCAUGAAGGAGUGAUAGCUAAUAAACGACACAAUGGAUAUUCCAAGACAUACAUGUGUUCGGACUAUGGUGAAGGUAGUGAUGAUCAGUAUGGUGGAGGCAAGCGCGGGCCUGACACGAAGUAUGACCACGAUGAGGCGGGCGACCCAGAUUUUGAAGAAAAAUGUAAGAACAAUCGCGUUAAGAUUAUCGAAGAAGAGUUCAGAAAGAGAAAAGGGGUUGCAUCAAAGAAAGCCAUAGAUAAAAACGAUCUCGACAAUAUCCCAGGCCUGGCAUGCAAGCUUAAAAAUGCAUCGAAUUUAUCUCGUAUUCCAAAAUUGGCAGUCAAGGUUCGUGAAUUCUGCCUCCAACGGCUGGAGAAAGCAUUAGUAGCGAAUUGUGAGAAAAGUAACAGGACAACGUUUCGUGUUGAACAGUUGGCUGUAAACUUGGAGAAUGAAGUUUUCCUUGCGAACAGAAGUUCUCAGAUGUACAAAUUGAACAUUCAACAAAAGGUAAAGGAAAUCAACCAGUCGACAGAAAAUAACGAAAUAUUUUCAGUGGAAAGCGACAACUUCAAAAGCCCCGUGCUGGUUCACAACGAUAGUGAUAUUGAAGUUGCUCAAUUUGUUAAAGCAUCAGAGUUACUCCAGAAUACAUCAGAAGAUAUUGGCCCUAAAGAACCGGCAGAGACAAGGGGUAAAGAAGAAGCAAUUGAUAUUGAAGAAGGCUCACGGCCAGCAGAAAUUAUGAUCAAAGACGAAAACUCCGAGUCCGAGGAUAUCUUCACCAUCAAGGUAGGGAAGAUUGAACAAGAAAAUGAAGAUAUGGAGACUGAUUGUAAGAGCAUAGUCACGAUAAGUUGUUCAACGAUAAAGCCUCUGCAGGGAUCACCAAGUGGGGAUAGCCCAAAAUCUUCAGUGUUACAAACUCUUAAACGGCCAUCGAUUAGUAAAGAUGUUCAGAAGAUUAUCGCCAAGAGAGAAAAGCAUUCGCCUAAAUCAGAAUAUGAUAUACCAUCUCUUCCUCCGUUACCACCUCUUACCGAUUCCGUCAAAACUACGACAGCGAAACUGGACACUUCAGAUCCUGAACCUUGUUACAUACUUAAACCUAAACAACAGAGUGAAUCAUCAACUUCAUCGUCUGGAUUGCAGGAAAAGAAUGAAAUAUUUGUGCGGACCAUUAAACAAGAAACAUUUGAAUCCCAAGUCACUUCAUCCAGUGUUCAACUAACUUCCUCUUCUCAAUUGGCAAGCUCUUGUAGUUUUCAAUCACAAGUUAUACCAGAGACAUAUUUUCCAAUUCAAUCAAAACAACCUCAUUGUAGUAAUUCACUUAAUAGUGACGUGCUGCCUGGUGACAUUCAAGAUUCCCUCCCUGUAUUCUCCAAUGCAUGUGUGUCAACCACUGCCAACCAAGCAGCAACACAUCUGGUUACAUCGAGUGAUAAAUUUAAUUCAUCAAGUAUGCCGUCACCAUACGCGACUAAUGUUCACCCACGGCCAUCUGCUGUCCAAACGGCGCAUGCUCAAGUAAUACCACCACAAACUAUCCCAUAUCCCUACCCUCAAUGUGCUCAACCCAUGCAGGGGAUUCCAUCGACAUCUAUGGAUCCAAGACACUUUUACGGAAAGAUCCAACCUACCAAUAGUUCUACGGUCACUUCAUCUUCAGGUUACUUUCAAGACAAAUAUAAACUAUCUGUUCCAAUGAAUGGUAUUACGAUCCCUAAUAUGCAAGUUCAGCCACCAGUAUCUUCACAGUGUGAAAAACCAGCGUCUAGUUCGCAUUCAAUUACCAAUGCUUCAAAAACACUUACAACAAGUGAAACGGUGAAACGUCGUCCGCGUUCAACUGCGACUAAAAUAGCAGAGAAAUCUAGAAAUAAUAAAAAGGACUGUGCAGAUAUCAUUGUAAAGUAUCUAACCCCUUACUAUAAAUCUGGAGAAGUCGAGUCAAAGUCAUUAUUCAAGUCUCUUGCAAAAGAGAUGACUGAGAGAUUGGUACAAAGUAUGGCAGGCGUUUGUGGCGAUAAAUUGAAAAAUACAGCAAGAUCACUGGUGAAGAUGUAUUUUGAUGAAAAGCGUCGAAGAUCUUCGAAAGUCAAGUGAUGAUUAUAUCGACUUAAUUUGUGUGGGCAGUGAAAAAGAAUUGUUAUUAAAUGUGCUUCAAGACAAAGAAACAAAAGUAGCCUUCAACAAUUCAUCCUGGAAAAGACAAAUUCAUCCUGGAGUCUAAAUUGCGUCUCAUUUCUUUAUAUUAUUAAUUCGGCGUGUUGUCAAAGAAUGUCGGAACAAAUUUGUCAGUUGUUAUUUGAAUAAAUUGUACAACUGGUGUAGCUAAUGAAUGACAUUUAGGGUGAGCCUUGU